AUGUUCAGGACUUCCGGGUCUAACGUGCGUGCUUUGCUUGGUUGCAGAUUCUAUUGGGACCUGUGUAUGCUGUUCCUGCUGGUGGCCAACCUGAUCAUCCUGCCGGUGGCUAUCUCCUUCUUCAACGACGACCUCUCCACACGCUGGAUCGCCUUCAACUGCCUCUCAGACACAAUAUUCCUCAUAGACAUUGUCGUCAAUUUUAGAACGGGUAUCAUGCAACAAGAUAAUUCCGAACAAGUCAUUCUCGACCCCAAGCUAAUCGCCAAGCACUACCUAAAGACUUGGUUCUUCCUCGACCUCAUCUCCUCGGUGCCACUCGACUAUAUCUUCCUCAUCUUCAACCAGUACCGCGACAAAGAGGACUUCAGCGAGAGUUUCCAGAUCCUCCAUGCGGGGCGGGCGCUGCGCAUCCUCCGCCUGGCCAAGCUGCUCUCCCUGGUCCGCCUCCUCCGCCUCUCCCGGCUGGUCCGAUACGUGUCGCAGUGGGAGGAGGUCUAUAUCCUAAAGAACCACCGCAAAAAGCACAGUGAGAGACGGAGUCCGCCUGGUGGCUCAGAUGCCCUGAACAGACGUAAAAGGAAGCCGUACAAUGUUUACAAUAUUCCAUUUUUUAAGUUCCUCAACAUGGCGUCCGUCUUCAUGCGCAUCUUCAACCUCAUCUCCAUGAUGCUCCUGAUCGGCCACUGGUCAGGGUGUCUACAGUUCCUCGUCCCCAUGCUGCAGGGCUUUCCCUCCAACUCUUGGGUGGCAAUCAACGAGCUUCAGAACUCCUACUGGCUAGAGCAGUACUCGUGGGCGUUCUUCAAGGCCAUGUCGCACAUGUUGUGCAUUGGGUACGGGCGCUUCCCGCCUCAGAACCUCACCGACCUGUGGCUCACCAUGAUCUCCAUGAUCUCCGGGGCCACCUGCUACGCGCUUUUCAUCGGCCACGCAACCAACCUCAUCCAGUCGCUGGACUCGUCCCGCCGCCAGUACCGCGAGCGGCUGAAACAGGUGGAGGAGUACAUGGCUUACCGCAAGUUGCCGCGGGAGCUGAGGACGAGGAUCACUGAGUACUUCGAGCACCGUUACCAGGGCAAAUUCUUCGACGAGGAAAUGAUCCUGGGAGAACUCUCAGAGAAACUCCGAGAGGACGUGAUAAACUUCAACUGCAGGGCCUUAGUUGCUUCCGUGCCAUUUUUUGCAAAUGCUGAUGCACGCUUUGUGACCGACGUGGUUACCAAACUGCGAUACGAGGUGUACCAACCAGGUGACAUUAUCAUCAAGGAGGGCACCAUUGGGAACAAGAUGUACUUCAUCCAGGAGGGCAUUGUUGAUAUUGUUAUGUCCAAUGGAGAUGUGGCGACCUCUCUCAGCGAUGGUUCCUACUUUGGUGAAAUCUGUCUCCUGACUAACGCAAGACGGACGGCCUCUGUGCGCGCAGAGACUUAUUGCAAUCUGUUUAGCCUGAGCGUGGAGCACUUCAACACUGUCCUAGACUCCUACCCGCUCAUGCGGCGGACUAUGGAGAGUGUAGCGGCGGAAAGGUUAAACAAGAUUGGCAAGAAUCCAUCCAUAGUUAGCAACAGAGAAGAUCUGACCAAUGACUGCAAAACGGUCAACGCGAUCGUGAACGCACUAGCAUCUGUGGCGUCAACGGAACAGUGUGACAGAGGGUCCAGCUCUGAGGAGUCCAUGAUGGGCCACGACGGCUCCAGCACGAAGGGUCGGCACCACCACAACCUACUCGACCUCGGCUCCAUCGGGAAAGCUCUCGCCAAGGGACACUUACCGAGGCCGAAAAGUGAAAACAAUUUCGCCCUCUCUCUAGAUAGUCCUUCUCCUCUCAGCCGCAACCGCCCUUCCUUUCACAAGUCCGACACUUUCCAUAAAGACACUUCGUUCCAAUAGCAGGGGGCCCCCGCCCAUGCACUUAUGCUCGUGGGCGCUACAGCUGAUCUUUUUUGUACUAUCAUGAAACACGGGGAGAGACCAAGUGACCUGCACCAACAAGUAACAAAAACAAACUCAAACUUCCAAGCACAUAGUGAACAAUCUUUGUGAUUUGUAAUGAUAGUGAUUAUUGUAGGUAAAAAAGAACUGUUAGUGUGUUUAUUAGGUGCUCAAUCCAUGAGAACCUCUGCUGGUGAGUAGUGCGUUGACAACCCCCUUCCCGGUGCAUAGCAAGGACACGUGUACACGCUAACAAGUAACCAAUCACGACAAGCUUCUGCCACACCUGAACUAUCUAACAGUAAGAGGGACACUAUUGUUGUGUUGUUAUUGCUUCAGAGGAUUAUCUGUUAUUAUGAGAAGGUGCCAAAGUCCAAGGAGAUCUGGCCUUUUGAGUGGUGGUCGAGUCUGUGUUCCUGACGUACAGCUGCUAGAGGUAGGAAAGCAAUAAUAUUACGUAAUCAAAGUGCAUUCAUGUUGAGUGCAGGAAAGGCAUGACAUGGGUACAACAUAUCUACUUGGGGUGAUAAAUGUCUUGCUAUAUGUUGACCUUUUGUAAAGUUUUACAUUAUAUUAUAAAUUUUUUGAACAGUGUUAGAAAGGCUUUGGAUAUUACGGUCAUGACGCGUAUCUGUUGUAAACUGGAGUUUUUAUAUCAAGAGAGUGUUAUUAAAAUCUAGUCGUAAGGUCCCUGCAGCCUAGCUGUGUGGUGCCCAUGUAUGCUGUUUGGAGUUGAUGCACGGUAUAGAGCUCGCUAAGCCUAUACUGAGCUCGUUCAUGCUGUAUAAAGCUCUCAAGCCUUUACCGAGCUCAUUUUGCUGUAAAAGAGUUCACAAGCCUGUCAUGCUAUAUAGAGCUUAUGUAAGCUGUAUAAAGCUCAUGUAUGCUAUAUAAAGCUCAUAUAUGCAUUAUAUAGCUCAUGUAGGCAGCAUAAGACUUAUAUAUACUGUACGAGUAUGAAACUCAUACGUAUAUGAAGCUCAUGUAUCCUAUAUUGAGCUCCUGUAUGGUGUAUAGACCUCGUGUGUGCUGUAUAAAGGAUUUGUAUGCUAACUAGAGCUCAGCAUUUACUGCAGAUGAGUAAUGCCUUCAUGCACGUGGAGGACUAGGGCGGUCAGGAACAACAGACACCCGGACGCUGGAGUAAGCUGCUUGCGAGGGGGCGUUGUCGGCCCCGCCUGUGAUUGAUGCAACACUUCAUCUCGCCAUCCCGCCGCUGCCACCACUGAUGCUCCUCCGUGACUCGUACAACGCUCAUAUUGUACACUGAAAAGCCUACCAAUAUUCCUAAUCCCUCAAUAUAAUAAUAAUAAUAAUAAUAAUAAUAAUAAUAAUAAUAAUAAUAAUAACAAUAAUAAUAAUAAUAAUAAUAAUAAUAAUAAUAAUAAUAAAGUUUGAAUAUAGUUUUUAAUGUUAUAUAGAGAUAUUUUCAAAAUCUUUUAUGUUUCUUAAUACUUAUUCUUUGUAUAUCUGAUAAAUGAUGUAAAUAUUGAAAGGAAAUUUUCUACUGUAAAUAUACAAUUACAUAAUGGUGAAGUUCUCGAGUCAGGGAUUGUUAGAAAAUAUUGGUAAUACCAUUUCUUGUGUACUACAGUUGUGCAACAUCGUGUUCAGUGGUGCAGGCAACAUCAUCUCCCAUACUUCACACACAUUCUCAGUGAUACAUCUUCAUGGUAUCAUAUUCAUGCCAAUUCAAGAGUUUAUUUUCGCUCGUCAGUGAGGAUAGUAAAAUAUGCAAUAAUUAAUGUCCACAUGUAGAACCAUAAGCUCAACUAGGGGCCCUAGGGAGGUAGUGCUAAUUUUGACAUUGCUAUCUAGCAUAGACCAAAGCUCACUUCUUGCAGCCACACCAGAAAAGUAAAUUAAAUAAACGAGCACUCCAGUCGUGCUUAAAAAAUCCCCAUAGACAUUAUUGUGAAAGUGCUUCUUGUAGGUUAACUUGUUGAGGUCAUGUUUUCUGUGUGAAUGUUAAUAGCAAGUAGCCAGUUUGUCACCCAGAGCUCCUCUUGAGUGCGCCACCCAGACAUUGAACCUGCAGCACCAGGGAAAAAACAGCAGUGUGAUCCUUUAUCAUUUCAUUUUUUUCUUUGGUUUCCUCUCACUUGCCAUUGUAGUGAUCACGUAGUCAAAGUGCCUCAAGUACUGAAGCUGUAGAGUUUAAUCUUCUCAGCAUCCUCUCCACAGCCUCUCAUCAGUCAUGCUAAUGGCAGAUUGGGUAUGAAUUUCCAUGGCAACCACAGUAGUUUUCAAUUAUUAUAUCAAGAUUCCCUCCCAUAUAGAGCGUCCCUCUCCUCCUCGCCCUGUCAGCACGGCCAGGCCCUCCACCCCCCCACCCACAGCCACUAUUGGUCAGCACUUGGAUGAUUCAGUCUUUCGUUGGUUGGUCAUGGAUAUUCUGCCUCAGAUAGAUAUAUUGCACAUUGUUUUAGGUGAAAAAAUUAUAAAAUAUUCAAAACUAUAAAUCUGUUAACGCCAUGCUCCACCGCGUUGUGUUUGAGAAGCAUGCGUAUGCAGUAUAUAAUUAUAUAUCUUUUAUUUUAUUGUUGAUGAUUUCACAGAUUAAGUGUCGGUCAAGGUUAGGGUAUGAUAAGCUAUCCUUCCAUUUUUAUGAUAAUCAUAUAUUUCAACAGGUAUUAUUUUAGCUCCCUACAAGCAGUAAUAAGCUUAAUACAGACAUAAUAGAGUUGCAUAAUGUACAACUGCAUAAGGUAACCAAUAGAGGGUAUUAUAAUAGCAAGGAGAGUUACGUUACUUUUCCUGUCAAUAUUUUGUAGAUUACUUUGGCCACCACUGUUCUGGGAUGCACUGUUCUUGAAGGCAGGUGAAGACUGCACGCAGGCUCGCCACUUUCCAGCCGCCUGCGUCUAUUUUGAAUCUCAAGAACGCCAGCCAUCUCGAGGCGGGGGGCGGCGCACCACCCCUCCGCCACAGGCCGCCUCCCCCGCCGCCACCCCACGCCCAGCAGCCACGCCCCCACCCAGCCCCAACCCCAUAUUGUUAUUGUUGAUUUCCUUCCCUUCCUGCUGCAUGUGAUGUGCGGCAGGACGAGGUUUCCAGUUCAAACCUAGAUAUUCGUUUUCAUUACUAAAGAAAAAUAUUUCAUAUGCAAGAUAAAACUGUUCAAAUUGUGCUACAAUCAUGUAAAUUAACAAAAAUGUUAUUAUUAGUUUGUUAUGGGAGACCACACCAGACCUGAAGCAGCGGGUGGUGCCUCUGACGGUCCUCAACACACUGUAUUGCUUAGCACAGGGGGAGGCCUUGGUGUGUGUGUCUGUGUGUGUGUGCCUUUCUAGUAAAUCUUUCUCAAUCAAAAAUUAUACAACAUACACUUCUUAUCCUGGCUAUUAAUAUUGAAGUGGCAUUACAGAUUCUGUUAAGUAUUCUCAGAGAAAGAAUUUCCUUUGUGGAAAUUACAGCCAUAAUAUUGUUUGUUGCUUUGGAAAGUUAUAAAAUACAACACUGGUAUUAAUCAGAAGGGGAGCGUAUUGUUAGAGUAAAAUUCAUUGGGAUCAUCACAUCUUUUCCUGAUUGUUUGUUAACCAUAGUUUCCCUGUUGCCUUGAUGCCCUCGCGACUUCCGGUUUGAGCCUCGUUCACCUGGAGAGGCAGUGAACCAGGUGCUGACUGAUCAAUUAUCUGCAUGCCUACAACAGCCUUAAUGCCACAUCGUCAAUUGGUGCUCGGAACUCACUCGUUUCAGUUAUUCAUCGCUCAUCGCUUCAUUUUAUUUUCAAGAAAUGGGAAAUCGUGUCGGGAAUCGCUGCUUGAGGCCACUCAGUUCAGUACACACUUGGGGAACACCCCUCGAUGCAUCUCGGGGCUCCACAACGAAUCAUAAAAACAUGCGCUUUAAUUUUUGGAAUAACACACGUAUACGAAACAUUUCAGUAAUAAAUUAUGGUUAUUAUAAAACGCUGAACCACUGUUUCUUAUUUACAAGGGGAAUAUGAAAAGACGACGGGCACUUCAGUCUUUCCAGUCUUGGAUGAAAAUGGUAUUUUUUCAGUUGGCAUCUCAGCGGCCACAGCUCCCCGGUAGUCAAGAGAGAGGCCCGCCACACGGCACCACUCCGCGCUGCACGUCAGUGUUGUGUCCCAUGUGUUUUCAUAAUAUAUAGUCAUCCGAUAGAUCAGAGAGGAUUUAGUCCAACCAGUGACGGUUUGAUGAAUAUUGCUUUUGUUUUACACCAAAUGCUUAAACAAGGUAAUUUAUGUCUUUUAUAUGAUUAUAAUUUUUUAAUGCUAACUUAUGUGCUAGCAUAUUGCUAGUUUAUGUAAAUAAUUUACAUUAUGCAGAGGUUAUUAGUUAA
Molecule: messenger RNA, 6243 nt
Organism: Scylla paramamosain (green mud crab)
Lineage: Eukaryota; Metazoa; Arthropoda; Malacostraca; Decapoda; Portunidae
Gene: Ih
Product: potassium/sodium hyperpolarization-activated cyclic nucleotide-gated channel 2-like
Exons: 11
Coding region: 1-1893 (630 amino acids)
Biological process (GO): sodium ion transmembrane transport; regulation of membrane depolarization; potassium ion transmembrane transport
Cellular component (GO): membrane; HCN channel complex
Molecular function (GO): voltage-gated potassium channel activity
Source: RefSeq, a predicted model, not a curated record